Messenger RNA from Arctia plantaginis, 255 nucleotides. The record is from the annotation of a GenBank genome assembly. NCBI's taxonomy places the organism in Eukaryota, Metazoa, Arthropoda, Insecta, Lepidoptera, Erebidae.
AUGGUGUAUACAGAGGGAUAUUUGAGGGAGAAGCUGACCAAGGAAUUGGACGCCGUUCACGUCGAGGUGACAGAUGAUAGUGACGGUUGUGGCGCAAAGUUCUCCGCAGUGAUAGUGUCCGAUAAAUUCCAAGGGAAACCGCUUCUUGCGAGACAUAGAUUGGUGAACACAGUGCUACAAGAAGAACUGAAGAGCAUACACGCAUUCACACAAAAGACGCUCACAGUCGAACAGUGGAACGCUCAGAAGUCUUGA